Syngnathus typhle (broad-nosed pipefish) is the source of this 610-nucleotide messenger RNA. RefSeq names its product mannosidase beta like (gene manbal). The transcript is spliced from 3 exons. The coding region runs from base 183 to 443 and encodes 86 amino acids. The record is from RefSeq and is a predicted model, not a curated record. Gene Ontology annotation, cellular component: membrane. NCBI's taxonomy places the organism in Eukaryota, Metazoa, Chordata, Actinopteri, Syngnathiformes, Syngnathidae.
UUAUGAAGACCUACACCACUUCCUGUACACCACUUCCUGUAAAAGGUUCUAUUUUCAUAUAAUGCGUGUGCCAACGUUUCUCGAAAUUGCUUUUAGUUGUACGAGUUUUACCGAACCAGCUUUUCAUCCACGAUCUAUUUGAAACAAACAAAGAACGGGUUUUACACUUCUGGUUCCUAAAGAUGUCUGCAGAAAUGGACUUGUCUCCCCCAGAAGUUCCCGAAGCAACAUUUCUCGAGAGCCUGCUGCGCUGUGGCCUCUUCCUUGGUGCCAUCUUCCAGCUCAUUUGCAUCCUGGCAAUCAUUGUGCCCACCUCCAAAGGCCAUGAAAAAGAGGAGGCCGAGUCCACCAAUGGCAAGGCAGCAGAUCAUGCAAAGAAACUCAAAGCGGCGGUGCCUCAAAUUAGGCCAAAAUCCAAGAAGGAGAGCAAAAAGAAGCGUUGAAAUGGAGCUUUGUCCUGCUUUAGUCACUAUUGCUCUUCAAAGCCACAAGAAGUAUAUGCAACACUGCAGUUGACAUCUUCUUUUGUCUGUGUAGACAACCAUGUUUGUUUGUUUUUUCUAUGAUCUCCAUUCAUUUUUAAAAAAAUAAACAUUGGCAAUUCAAUUUA